AUGAAGUAAAUUGGCCAUUAUACAUACGAUGAAAUAAAUUGUCUCGGAUAAGGAGCAUAUGGCAAAGUCUAUGAAGGAUUAAACACUCUCAAUAACGAAACAGUUGCCAUCAAGAAGUUGGACUUGAUACUCUUCGAAAAGGAUAAAAUCAUCCAAGUUUAGGAGAUAGAAAUCAUGAGCAAACUCAAUCACAAGAACAUAGUCAAAUUUGUUGAGCUCUUGGCUACCAAGAAAUCCCUAUUCAUUGUGACUGAAAUGUGUCGUAGUGGAGAUCUUAAAUCAUUGAUUGCCAGCAAAAAUAUAAGUGAGUAACAAGCUAUCGACAUUAUGCUCUAAAUACUCGAAGGCUUCAAAGAAUUGAUUAAGAGUGGUGUCAUUCAUCGAGAUAUGAAACCAGCCAAUGUUCUCAAUGACAUGGGUACUGUCAAAAUUGCAGAUUUCGGAUUUGCCAAAUACGUUGAGAAUUAUUCCUCACAACUACUUAAGUCCUGUGUUGGAAGUCCUCUCUAUAUGGCACCACAAGUCUUGGAAAGACAUCAUUACAGCACUAAAUGUGAUAUCUGGUCACUUGGCGUCAUCUUUUAUGAAAUGUUGCACUUUGAUGUACCAUGGAAGGGCAGAGAUGAGGAGGACCUCCUACACAACAUCAAAACCUAACCCUUAUAAUUCAAAAAUGAUCUUAGCAAAUUUUCAAAGCAAUUUCUAACUAUCACUCUUGUCAUUGAAGAAGAGAAUCGAGCUUCCUGGAAUCAAAUUUUCGAUCUCUCCCAUACAUCUGAAUUACAAAAAUCUGUUUCUGCCGAAGAUAUCAAUGAAGAGAGCAUAUAAAAAUUACCUACUUGGAUCCAAAGACCUAGCAUUUCAUAACGACAAGACAAAAAAGUCGACGAACAGAAGUACCAAUAGAUUGAGGAAUUACAAUCACUAAGAAAAUAGAUAGCUUAUUAGCAUUUCAUCAUGACAGAGUGUUAUACAGAACAGAUCAAUAAUGAGAAUAACGGAGAAUUACAAUAGGAGAGUAUCAAACAAUUGUUGAAUUAUAUCAAUGAAAACAUUGUUAAAGAAUCAUAUGAUUUGAUCUAGGCUAGCGUUGAUCUGUAUUAGAAAAUGUAAUAGAAAAAUUUGCUUUGGAAAAUGCAAGAACAAUUGAAUGCAGAGCAUAAUUAUUAUAUGUAGAUGUAGAUUGAUGCUAAAAAGUUGUUUGCUCUGAACUAAUAUUAAGGGAAACCUGAUGAUAAAUAAAUUAAUGAAGCAAAAAUAUAAUUGUAAAAAUGCAAAAGUUCAAAUGCUGCUUCAAUGUUGUUAGAUUUGAUAAAUAAUUCAAAUUGGAAAAAAUGAUUCUUAUUUUAAAAUAGAAAAUCAAAAUUACAAAAUUAUCC
Molecule: messenger RNA, 1379 nt
Organism: Paramecium tetraurelia
Lineage: Eukaryota; Ciliophora; Oligohymenophorea; Peniculida; Parameciidae
Exons: 6
Biological process (GO): peptidyl-serine phosphorylation; autophagy; autophagosome organization
Cellular component (GO): autophagosome; cytoplasm
Molecular function (GO): ATP binding; protein serine/threonine kinase activity
Source: RefSeq, a predicted model, not a curated record